AUUUCCGUCGCUGGUAAUCGCAGCGAGAUCGCGUCGUAUCGUUAUCGUAUCGUCCAAACUUCAUUUUGCAUUUACUCUCUCUCGCUCGCUCGCUUGCCGAUUUCCUCCCCGUACCCGGCGUCGGUUUUCCCGUCCGUUGACGUUCCCGUCGGACUUCCGGGAUCCCCGGGAAAUCCUUCGCGUUCCGGUGCGGUUGUUCGGAAUUGAAUGUCGUGAUUUUCUCGCCCGCCCGUUUGCGAUCUCCCAACCGCAUUGAUUCCCGUCAUCAUUGCUCGAAUUUCGCGCUUUCUGAAUCGGGGAAAAUGGUGGUCGUGAGCAGGAGGCGGCUGUGCACGAUUCGGACGCAACGCGGCGGCGGCGGCGGCUGAACGCGACCGAUGGUUCGAGCUUGCUGUGCGAUUCCUGUCGUUUCUGGUGUCGUGGUUGCGGCGCGAGAGGGAAAAAGGAAUGUCCUUUUUUUUUUUUUGAAGGAGUGACGGUGUUCGCUCGGAGGGUUUCGGUUUGAGAGCGGUGGGUUCGGCGGAAGCGAACGAGCGAGGGGCGGUUUGAUGCGCUUUUAAGGGGAUUGGUCGGCGAGAUGAUAGUUUCCGGGGAGUGAUCUCGUUGCUCUCGUUAAAUUUGAAAAAUGGAAGCGAAGGAAGAUGGCGAAGCGCAGGAGGAGCGGUCUUCGUCGCCGUAUUACGUUCUGCAGCACUUCUCCGAGGAGGCGAUUCGAGUGGCCAACGAGGCGAUUCACAGCGUUUACACGGGCGGCGGUUCGGGUGUCCAGCCGGGGCACAGGCGCAGCCGGAGCGAUGUGAUGCACAGGAGGAGCAAUAAUCUGCAGAAAUGGAAGGCUCAGAUGCAGAAGGCUUGGCGAUGGGGGAGUAGCUCGGACGAGCAACGCCUUCGGUCCAGCUUUAACCCUGAGGUGCUGGCGAACCAGAAGCGGCAGUGGUAUCAGCUCCACGCGAGACCUCUGGACAACGAUACUUAUGUGCCGCCAACCUCCCUCUUUGAACAUUUCAUCAUUGCUGGUCUUCAUUCAGAUGCUAACUUGGAAGUUGUGGAGGAUGCAUUUGUCAGGAGGAAAAAAUGGGAGUCAGAGAUGGCAAAAUCUGAAUUAAUAGACUCAAAAUUGUUGCAGAAUCGAGGGCCUUCUUUCCCAACGUUGGAGCCUCAGAUACUAUUUAAAUAUCCUCCUGGCAAGAGGUUAGCAAUGCGACAGAGGGAUUUAGCAGCAUUUUGUUUUCCUGGAGGUGUUAAGGCACAAAUGCUGGAGAGAACCCCAUCUCUAAGUGACCUGAAUGAACUUGUUUAUGGGCAGGAGCAUUUGGGCCGGGAUGACUUAUCAUUUCUUUUCUCAUUUAAGAUGGCAGACAAUGCAACUCUUUAUGGAGUUUGUUUGCACGUACCAGAAAUUGUUCAGAGACCACCUGGCAUCGUUGGAAAUUCGUCACCUCCUCCUCAGUCAUCCGGAGGAUGUCGUUUUCUUGUCUCCGCUCCUCGAUGUUACUGUUUGUUAACUAGAAUUCCUUUCUUUGAGUUACACUAUGAGAUGUUGAACAGUAUCAUAGCACAGGAGCGUCUUGACCGGAUCACUCGAUUUGUUAAUGAAAUGACUCUCACCAGUUACAUUCCUUCAGAAACCAAUGCACACGAUGUAAUGAGUAAGAAUGAUGAGCAUCCUGACAAUGACUGUCGUACAGAUUGGAUGGCAUCUGCAAUACCUCUUCACAGUGCUUUUGCCCUUACUGCUGCUGCCGCUGGUCUGGCACAAGAUAGUGGUUUCUCAUCUUCUUCAAUUAAGAUCCAGGAAACGCAAUCGCCUGAAAGUGCUACUGCGAGUGAUGUUUCUGAGUUGAAUCAAGCGAGGCAAAUAGAUAACGAUGUUGGGAGGUCUACGCUACAUGUUGAUGACAAUACUUCUGAGAUCUCAGAAACUCGUUCUGAGUGUCUGGAACAGAUGUCUGAAUGCUAUGAAAAUGGACUUAACUCUCCAGAAGUUGGGGCAUUCUUAUGCCAUAGGAACCCUAUAAUGGAGCGACUGGGGAGUUCUGAAUCCCUUUACAGUCCAGUGAGAAGUGUGGUAUUAGAGGAUGAGGAUGAUGAUCUCUUUCCAAAUUCGCAAAGGGAACUAAAUGAUGAUGUAAUAAUGGAGUGGGCAAGAGAAACUACGAAUGAUUUGCUCCAGAUAGUCUGCAGUUAUCAUGCCUUGCCUCUUCCACCGAGGGGAGGUGAAAUGGUUUUUAAGCCUCUUGAACAUCUUCAGGCUGUCUCAUACAGGCGACCUCCCGUAUCUGCUUUUGGGCUUAGUAAACAGUUGUUAGAUUUAUUGGAAAAUGCCGAGGUCCAUGCAAAGAUAGGUUUUGCAGAGACAGCUCUUGCGCUCUCUGUAUGGACAACUGCAACUAUUUGUCGAGUUCUCUCACUUGAAAGUGUUUUAUGGUUGGUUGCUGGUGUUCUAUUAGAAAAACAGAUUGUAGUAGUGUGCCCCAAUCUUGGUAUUCUAUCAGCUUCUGUGUUGUCUCUUAUUCCCUUGAUUCGACCAUUUGAAUGGCAGAGUUUAUUGCUACCCGUUCUGCCUGAGAGAAUGUUUGAUUUUCUUGAUGCUCCAGUUCCCUUUAUAGUGGGCAUACAGCACAAAUUUGCUGAUUUGAAGAUGAAAACAUCUAACCUUGUUCAGGUUAAUGUGCUUAAGGACCAGGUGAAAAUGUGUCAUUUGCCAGCACUACCUAGGUACAAAGAGCUUGUUUCUGAACUAAAGCCAAUCCAUGCUAGACUAUCUCGUGAAAGCUCAAUUGCUAAAAGGCAUCCUGUUUAUAAGUGCAGUGAAGUGCAGGCAGAAGCUGCUAGCAGAUUCUUGACUGUAAUGAGGAACUACCUUGAUUCUCUUUGCUCCGAUUUGAAGUCUUAUACAAUUACUAGUGUACAGUCAAAUAAUGACAGGGUUUCUUUACUGCUUAAAGAUAGUUUUAUUGAUUCCUUUCCUAGUAGAGACCGACCAUUUAUUAAGAUGUUUGUCGACACACAGAUGUUUAGCGUUCUAUCAGAUGCUGCUAUAUCAACCUGUGAGAGUAGGCGUUUCUAACAUAAAUCUCGACAACAUUGUGAUGCAUCAAGUGAAACUUUCAAGGUUCGUUAGAGAAUCCUGCUGUAGAUGGGAGAGAGACUACUAUAGCCGAAGGCUUUAACAAAAUUUUAAUUUGUAGACUACUGUGCUCCUUUGGACGUCAAGGGCAUGCAGAUAUGUGCUGUGCCAAUUGCUCAUCAGUAAAUCGUCUUGCCUAAA
Syzygium oleosum is the source of this 3271-nucleotide messenger RNA. RefSeq lists its product as uncharacterized. The coding region runs from base 626 to 3070 and encodes 814 amino acids. The transcript has 18 exons. The record is from RefSeq and is a predicted model, not a curated record. Lineage: Eukaryota; Viridiplantae; Streptophyta; Magnoliopsida; Myrtales; Myrtaceae.